AUGGGAAUCAAUCACAUUGACUGCAAAGGCACCCGAUCUGAUUACAGCAGAGGCAACUGAGGUAGGAUAAGCUUUUCUUGGCUUGCUGAAAACUGAGAUCUGAAGAGCUGUAACUAAUGGGAUAACAAGUUUAAAGACCAAACAUCCUCUUCCAAUUCUCACCUGGUACUCUUUACUUUUGCUGUUCUCAAAAUGUGAUUUCUUUUGCUGCGCAGCCAUUUCAGAUGUAGCUUCUGCUGUCAUCAUGAUGGUCUGGAGAUGUUUUUUUUUUUUUUUUGCGUGUGUGGCUAAAUUGUUCUAAUUUGUUCAUUGUAGAUCCUGCAGGCCGGCCCCUACUUACACCAGCUUAAAUGAUACUAAGCCGUGCUAGAAACUGCUCCAGUAUAUUGCUAAUUCAUGCUGAACUGCCUGUUCUAAAUCCCUAGGGCACCUCUGUGGAGAUUUGUAUUGGAUGCACCAGUGGGCACCAUAAGACCCUUAAUGACUUACAGGAGCAUAUUCACAUGAACAUAUCAUGAAGAGGCUGCGAUCUAUAUCACGAAAAAUAUGCAAUGUCUGAUGUAGAAACAAGCAUGGGAGAAUGGCAAACUUACUGAGGUGCUUGGAGACUCAUAGCAAACAAGUUAGCUUGAGUUUUUUUUUUGCUGAAACAGACAAUUCACAAAAUUCUAGUACGGAUACAUCCAAAAACGUCAAAAGACAAUAAAUUUCGCAGCGCAUUAGGCAGCUCCUUGGAGUGGUUGGCCACGAGGCUACCCAUUUGAGAAAAUAUUUAUGAAAAUCUUUGAUGGUAUUGAGAGAAUAUUUAUGAAAAUCUUUGAUGGUAUUGUUUAGACGUUUGGCAAGCACGUCAAACACCAAGCCAUGGAUCCCCAACUGCUUUACUAAUUGCCAGGGUCAUGACUUAUGCAAUGUACCUCUUUUCAAAUUUUCAUUUAAUGCUGGAUUCAGUUGAAACCUGCAAGCCCCCUAAGAAGAAGAAGAAGAAUGAUAGCCUCCUGUUCCGUAGCUCAUUGUCCACAGGCCUUUUCUAGCAGCCGAAAGAAGGUGAAAUGGAAAAUUGAAGGCAGAGAGCCGAGCAUGGAUGUAGUUUUGCCUGAGAAGGAGAAUAAGAAGAGGAAAAGGAAAGUUUCAACCCAAGAAAUGGGCAAUUUAAGGGCGAAGAAAGCCCGUAGUCGCCUAAAACAUCAAUGUAGCAUUAGAUCGCAAUUUUGAAAUAUUCUCCUCCUUUUGCUCAAGAUGGAAGCAAUAAUAUAACCCGGCUCUAAUGCACCCACGUUCAAUGUACCACAGCUAUCAGUUGACCGUUGUAAUCGCGGUUUGCAAAUCCCAGCCGUUCAAGCCCUUCCCCUCUGCCCAAUUUCAAAACAAGUAGCCGUUGGUACAUCCCACCGUUCUUGCCUUCAAAUGAUGACUUCCCAUUUCUCCUCAAAACCAACGGUCUCCUCUUCUUAUUUAUUUAUACCUCUCCUCUCCUCUCUGUCCGCAAAGACCCUCCCCUCACCUCUUCCCCAAGAGAAAUAAGGCCCUGGAAGAGCACCAGUUACCGAAGAAAAAGCCUCAUCAAAAAUGGUAGCAGAAAAGAGAGAGAGACCGCAGGAGAAAGAGAUCAAGAUACCUGUCUUCUCUGUUCUAAAGAAGGGCAGCAUUCUGAAGCACAUCUUCCUCAAUGGCCCCGAGCCGGGAAUCGGAAAAGACGGCGAUGUCCCGAACCAAGAAGAGGAGCCGAUACUCAUCGGCCGGCACCCCGAUUGCCACAUCGUGCUCGAUCACCCCAGCAUCAGCCGGUUCCACCUAGAGGUCCGCAUAGAUCCUGCAAAGCAGAAGCUCUCUGUGAUCGAUCGAUCUUCCGUUCAUGGGACCUGGGUAUCGGGUACCAGGAUCCAACACCAUGUUCCUGUCGAUCUUGUCGAUGGGGACAUGCUGCGGCUUGGCGCGUCGACAAGGGUGUACAGAUUUCAGUGGGUUCCUCUGAGUCGUGCUUCGGAGAUGGAGAAACCCAUGGAGCCUUUGCUGGAAGAGAGAGAAGAAACCUAUCAGGAGGAAAUUCCAAUGACCUUGAAUGCUAAUUCAGAUGAUAUGUUGUCUUCGAAGCUCCAUUCAGUGUCGGAUUCCACAAACCCCUCAUCUCUUGAUGAGUUCUCUUCUUUACCAUUGCAAAUGGAAAGCCCAAGCCCAGUGACAAAAGAAUUUGAUGAGGAGGAGAGCUUGAGCUUCUCUUUUGUUGCUCCAGUGGUGGAAUCUGCAAGUUUUUCAUCAGCCACAAAUGGAGAAAAUGGAAAACUAUAUGACUUCUCUGCUGUUGGGGUACCGUCUGAAGGAGAAAAACUAAGCCUACUCGGGUUGGAGAAGCAGGCUAUGUCAUCAAGCCUCUUGUCUAGAAGAAGCAAAUCCAUUAGCCUUCUUCACAUUCCCAAUGGAAGGUCUAAAGAAAGAACAGGAAGCACGAGCUCUGCUAAGGAUAUGGAAGAAGAGAUCCAGAAAGAGGACAUUGAAGAACAGGGUGAGAGAGAAAGUUCGCUGAGAAAGGUUCUUUUUGCCGAUAUUGAUGAGAAAGAAAUAGGAGAGGCAUUUGAUUCAGAGAAGGAGAAUUCAUUGCCAAAAAUAUCAGCUGAUCAGAAGUCAAAGAAGAUCCGGAAGCUGCAGAAUUCACCUCCCAAUGUCGUCAUUCAUUUGAAUACUCAAGAAGAAGUGUUCAAUUCGGAUAAAGAGAAUUGGACGCCCGAAGUUUUCAAAGAGUUUGAAUUGAAGAGGUUCGUCUCUGCGAGUUCUGUGGAGAACAAAGAACAAGAUACAUGUGCUUUAGAUGAAGAGUAUAUGACUGUUGGAAACUCUUUCGAUCAGAAGAAAGAGCACACAAGCUUUGAGGGCUCACCUUCAGUUGCCAUCUCAGCCUUGAAUCUGGAGGAAGACAUGUUUCAAUCUGCUAGAGAAAUGAGGGCACCUGAAUCUUCUAAAGUGCAGAGAAGAAAAGAACAAAGUUUUGAGAAUCGUGUGGAAAAUGAGACAGAAGAUACAUCAGCUUCGGACAAGGAUAAUGUGAGACCUCAGCUUUCAUUUGAUCGAGUGCUUAGGAAGAACCAGAGAGACCUGCUGGGAUCUUCUUCAAUUGACAUCUCAUCCUUGAAUAUGGAGGAAAACCAGUUUCAGUAUGAUAGAGUGAAUUGGACCCCAGAAGUUUCAGGAGAUUUGAAACUAGAGGAACCGGACUCAGAGAAUCAUGCAAGAAACAAAAGAGAUGGAGACACACUUGCUUUAGAUAAAGAAAAUUCGACUGCAGAAUUCUAUUCUGAUCAGAAGUCUAAGAGCAACCAAGAUAAGCAACAACCAUUUACCGCAGCUUCAAAUGCUGAAGUAGUGUUUCAUUCAGAUAAAGAGAAUCAGACACCUGAAGUUCCCAGAGCGCAAAAAACUAAGAAGCCUAUCUUUGAGAAUUGUGAGACAAAGGCAGGAGGAGAGAACUUAUUUCUAUCAGACAAGGAGAAUCUGACCCCUGAUGUUUCAAGUGCUCAAAGAUUCAUAAAACCCAUCUCUGAAAGCCUCGUUAAAGUUGAAAGAGAAAUUAUGAGGAAAAGAGUGGAAAGGGUCCCAUUGCAGCUUAUCUUCGAUAAGAACUGUCUCACUAAUGGCCAAAGGAUGGUAGAGAAAUGCAGCAACACUUCUGUCAACUCAAUUUCAGCAAAUCAUCAUCCUGUCAACAAUACUGAGAGGAUGGAAAAUAAAAGCAAUGGUACUCUGAGCCAACUGAUGGGCCAAAUACUUAGUAAGGUGGAAGAAAAAAAGAAAUGGAACAUGGUGGUUGAUACAAGUUGCUUCCUUAAUGAAGAGUUAAAUAGAUCGCUGCGGCUAUUAGAAGGCCUUAAAGGGACUCACCUCAUCAUACCAAUGAUGGUAAUAAGGGAACUGGACUGUAUGAAACGCCAUGAACGCUGGUUUCGAAAGGAAACAAAAGCUUCUUCAGCAUUAAAAUGGAUAGCGGAGUGCAUGCUUAAGUCAAGUUGGUGGAUUCAUAUCCAGAGAUCAUCAGAAAUGACACCAGUGGCAUCAACAUGCCCUCCUUCUCCUCAUUCACUAUUAGGCGAAGGAAAUAAUGAUUUUGGGGCUGUUCCCUCAGGUUUGAUGGCAUUCUCCACCUGUGGAAGUCUGAUUGAGAUUGUCUCCCCAACAGCAGAAGAUCACAUGCUUGACACUGCCCUCCGUUUCAAGAGAAUAAAAAGUGAUGGACAACUUGUCCUUCUUUCAAACAACAUCACCUUAAAAAUUAAAGCCAUGGCAGAGGGACUGCUAUGCGAGACACCAAAGGAAUUCCGUGAUAGUCUUGUCAACCCACAUUCAAAGAGGUUUUUGUGGAAGGAAAGCAGUCCAAGAGGAUCCACUUGGUCUAGAUCAGAUCAGAUGGCCCACACUGAGAAUUAUUACCACCAAAUGCCAAACAUAAGAAAGGCAGCUGAUGGUGCAACAGGAUUGAAGCUUAUACUGCUCCACGAUUCUCAUUAUGCACAGACCAACUUGGUCAAGUAAAAUAUAAAGGUGCUCCUGUCUACCCAAACCACCAUUUUCUUUCAAGAACAUGCCUUAGAUUUGAGUGAGUUCUUCUGGUUCCAGAUUGAGAAUAUACUUUUUAAGUGUACAUGGUAUUCAUAAUAGCUUCAGCUUUUCAGAUGAGUUUUAUAUCACUUUUGAGCAGAAAUAAGUUCAUAUUAA
Messenger RNA from Phoenix dactylifera (date palm), 4704 nucleotides. RefSeq lists its product as uncharacterized. Lineage: Eukaryota; Viridiplantae; Streptophyta; Magnoliopsida; Arecales; Arecaceae. Gene Ontology annotation, molecular function: protein binding. Gene Ontology annotation, cellular component: nuclear membrane. The record is from RefSeq and is a predicted model, not a curated record.